GUUGACAAGGAGGAAGUAGCCAGUUGGGUUUUAUCCUUUCAAUCACAUCCAAGAAGUAGAGAUGAUCUGGAUAAUGGACAAUUCAAUGGAUUCAAUGGUUCCAGAACAUCUCAGUUUCAACCUGAUGGUAGCCAGGCUUUGGAUCAUAAUGGUAGUCAUUUGGCAAGUACCUAUUGUGCCCUGGCCAUACUGAAGAUUGUUGGCUACAACUUGUCAAGGAUGGACUCUGAAUCAAUGUUGAUCUCAAUGAAAAACCUUCAACAGCCCAAUGGGAGUUUUAUGCCCAUACAUAUUGGAGCGGAGACAGACCUCCGAUUUGUAUAUUGUGCUGCUGCCAUAUGUUUUAUGUUGAAGAAUUGGAGCGGAAUGGAUAGAGAGAAGGCGAAGGACUACAUACUUAAUUGCCAGUCAUAUGAUGGUGGCUUUGGUUUAGUUCCUGGCUCAGAAUCUCAUGGUGGUGCAACAUACUGUGCGGUUGCAGCUCUCAGAUUGAUGGGAUUUAUUGAGGAUGACCUUCUAUCCAAAAGCACACCAUCUUCAAUUAUUGAUGUGCCAUUGUUACUGGAAUGGAGCUUGCAAAGGCAAACAGUAGAUGGUGGAUUUCAAGGCAGACCCAACAAGCCCAGUGACACAUGUUAUGCAUUUUGGGUUGGUGGGGUUUUGAGGAUCUUAGGGGCUCACAAAUUCCUUGACAGUGGAGCUCUACAUGGAUUUUUGCUAACCUGCCAGUCCCAGUAUGGUGGGUUUGGUAAAUUUCCAGGAACACUGCCGGAUCUGUACCAUUCCUACUAUGGUUUAUCUGCUUUCAGUUCAUUGGAAGAAUCAGGCUUGAAACCUCUCUGCAUCGAACUUGGUAUCACAGAUGUUGCUGCUUUUGGAAUCUGAGCCCAACUGGGUGCUUGUAACCAGAUGUAUACAAGCUUGUAUGGAUUAGUGCAUGUAUCACAUGCCCAGAAAGUUGGUGGAAUUACUGAUUUGUUUAUUUAUUUUUUCUAUAUCAUAUUUUAUAUUUGGUUGUACUAAUUUUUAGAUAAAGAUGAGUCUGAUUAUGUCAAAAUUAAAGCAAUAUUGAGUUGA
Messenger RNA from Macadamia integrifolia, 1077 nucleotides. Its product is annotated as geranylgeranyl transferase type-1 subunit beta. The record is from RefSeq and is a predicted model, not a curated record. Gene Ontology annotation, biological process: protein geranylgeranylation. Gene Ontology annotation, cellular component: CAAX-protein geranylgeranyltransferase complex. Gene Ontology annotation, molecular function: CAAX-protein geranylgeranyltransferase activity. NCBI's taxonomy places the organism in Eukaryota, Viridiplantae, Streptophyta, Magnoliopsida, Proteales, Proteaceae.